CAAGAAGACUAGUGAAAGAUUCAUUGGAAUAUACAUGACAAGAAACCCUUACAUUCUGGUAAUAGAUCCAAGUCUUGCUCGAGAAAUUAUGGUUACCAAUUUCAAAGCAUUCCAUGACAAUGAACCGUCUUUAUGGGCCAGUCCGGAUAAGGAAGAAGUCGCAUCACGGAAUCCAUUUAUGACCUCUGGUUCAAAGUGGAAGCAAAUCAGGAGUGAAUUUGUAGCGGGAUUAAGUCCAAGCAGGAUCAAACUUGCAUAUCCGAUUGUGUUGGAAAUCAGCAAGAAGCUUGUCAGCUAUGUGAAGGAGACAACUCAGAAAUCAGGCAAAAAGAUUGAAGUUAAAAAUCUCUGUUACAGAUAUACCACUGAAAUUGUUGGAGACUUUGUUUGGGGCAUUAAUGCUGAUGCUCUGAAUACCAACGAAGCACCCAAUCAAAUGUUAGAAAUGUCCAGAAAGCUGCUAAAUGAUUCGUUUAUGCAAAUUGGAUUCUACUACCUAUCGGGACUGUUGCCACGUUUUGUUGCAAAAAUGUUGACCUCACGAUUUUAUCCCGAAGGAACUGAUAAUUUCUUCUCACAAGUUCAAAAAGAUGCUCUUGCAAUGCGUCUUAAUAAUAAGAACGAUCGUGCGGAUUUCCUCAACUAUAUGAUUCAGCUGCAGGAGAAGAAAGGUAUAAGUCAUUUCGAUACUGUCGGACACAGUUUGACUGUUUUAUUGGAUGCUUUCGAGACAACGGGUUCUAUUAUUGCUCAUACUUUGUUUUUUUUGGCUGAUAACCAGAAUGCCCAGAAAAAGUUAAGAGAAGAAAUCAUGGCUAAUGUAGAUGAAAACGGUCUUAUUAGUUUCGAUACUUUGUCGGAACUACCAUAUUUGGAUCAAUGCAUCAGUGAAACAAUUCGAAUCAUUACUGUUAUUUCGGUCACCUCAAGAAGAUGCACUGAGGAAACAUAUUUGGAAAAUAGAGAAAACCACAAGGUUAAGAUCAAACCAGGAAUGAUUAUCUAUGUUCCAACUUAUGCCAUCCAUAAUGAUCCGGAUAUUUACCCCAAGCCAGAGGAAUACAUUCCAGAACGUUUUGAUAAUGGUCGAGCAAAGGAACUCAACCAGAAAGGGCAUUUCUUUCCUUUUGGUGAUGGACCAAGGAUUUGUGCUGGAAUGAGAUUAGGACUUUUGGAAGCGAAAACUGGAAUUUUUGAAAUUAUUAAAAAUUUUAAUUUAAAGAAAAGCGAACAUUCUGCUAAAACGAUUGAUCCGACUUCAUUUCUUCUUGGUUUAGGUGGUGAUUUGUUUGUGGAAUUUGAACAAAUAGAUCAAUUCGUGUUUAAAUCUCUUUACGUCAAUAUAUUGAUAGAAGUUAAAAUGGAAAUUUGUACGUUUAUUUUGUGUUGCCUUAGUGCAGUUCUGGGGGCUAUUUACUUGUAUUUAUCUUGGAAUUUCAAUUUCUGGAAGAAACGGGGAGUAGCAGGUCCUGAACCAAAAUUGAUUUUAGGAACUAUUCCUUGCAUUAUCAAAAGGGACCGCAAUUUAGCCUUUGAAUUGCAAGACUUAUAUGAAAAAUACAAGAAGACUGGAGAAAGAUUCAUUGGAGUUUUCAUGACAAGAAAUCCUCAAAUCUUGGUCAUUGAUCCGCUAUUAGCUCGAGAAGUAAUGGUAACAAACUUUAAAUGUUUUCGCGCUAAUGAACAAACUUCAUGGGUAAAUAGAAAGUUAGAAGAGGUAUCUACCAUGAAUCCGUUCUUGAAUUCUAAUUCAACUUGGAAGGAAUUACGAAGUGAUGUUAUUGGAGGACUUAGUAACCAAAGGAUAAAACAAGCAUAUCCUAUUGCUUUGGAAGUCUGUAAGAAGCUGAAUAACUUUAUUAAGGCACAUUCUCAAAAAUCAGAUCACAAAAUUGAAGUCAAAAGUCUUUGCUACAAAUAUACCAUUGAAAUCAUAUCUGACUUUGUUUGGGGUGUGAAUGCCGAUGCUUUGAACAUAGACGAACCCCCAAAUCAAAUGUUGAAGAUGGCUAGAAAAUUGGUCGAUGAUAUCUUAACGAACAUUGGACUUCAUUAUUUGUGGGGUCUAGCCCCACCAUUUUUACGAAAUCUCUUUGCUGGCCGGUUUUAUCCCAUUGAAACGGACAAUUUCUACACUCAAGUCCAAAAAGAUGCCUUAGAAAUGAGACUACGCCAUAAGACGGAUCGUUCGGAUUUCCUUGACUAUUUGAUUCAAUUGCAGGAAAAGAAGGGCAUAAGUCAUAUGAAUAUGGUUGGACAUAGCGCGACGGUUUUACAUGAUGGUUUCGAAACAGCAGGGAAUGUGUUCACCCAUACUUUGUAUUUCUUGGCCAAUAAUCAGACAACUCAGAAUAAGCUUAGGGAAGAAAUAAUGGCCAAUUUGGAUAAAAAUGGCUGUCUCAGCUAUGAUGUUUUGGUAGAACUUCCAUAUUUGGAACAGUGUAUAAAUGAAACACUCCGUUUGGUAACUCUUAUUCCUGUUGCCACAAGAGUAUGCAGUGAAGAGACAACUUUGGAAAAUAGAAAAGGCCACAAAGUAAAAAUUGAACAAGGAAUGGUUGUUCACAUUCCCACGUAUUCGUUCCACAAUGAUCCGGAAGUAUAUCCCAAACCAGGAGACUAUACUCCGGAACGUUUCGAUAAUGGUCGAGCAAAAGAACUGAAUCAGAAAGGGCACUUACUUCCAUUCGGUGAUGGACCAAGAAUUUGUGUCGGAAUGAAACUUGGAAAGUUAGAAGUUAAAGCUGGUCUUGUUGAAAUAUUGAAAAACUACUAUGUUAAGAAAGCAGAUAAUUAUGAACGAUUUAUUGAUCCAACAUCAUUUCUACUUGGUUUGAGUGGUGAUAUAUUUUUAGAAUUUGAAAGUAUUCAAGAGUGACAUGACAGUGUUUAAAUAUUGUAUAAUUGCAUUAAUAAAUUGAAAUGGGUCCUUGGCUACGAUGGA
Messenger RNA from Eupeodes corollae, 2944 nucleotides. RefSeq names its product probable cytochrome P450 28d1. The transcript is spliced from 15 exons. Lineage: Eukaryota; Metazoa; Arthropoda; Insecta; Diptera; Syrphidae. The record is from RefSeq and is a predicted model, not a curated record. The coding region runs from base 35 to 2878 and encodes 947 amino acids. Gene Ontology annotation, molecular function: iron ion binding; monooxygenase activity; oxidoreductase activity, acting on paired donors, with incorporation or reduction of molecular oxygen.